CGCUGCAGCACACGCAUGGUUUUGAUUGUAUGAUGUGAUAUUAUGAUAUAAUCGCUAUUUCUUCCGAUUCCUUUUUAAAAUGUCCCGUGUAUGGUAUAUUUGCCGUAAAUAUUAUCCGCAUCAUGUAGGUCAGUCCGAAGUAUGGAUCGUUCAAAUAACGAUCGUCUCAUUCAGUUGAUUUGUUUUGUAAUAGCAACCGAUGUCAUUUUAGAUAACGUUUACAGUGCUGAAUUUAGAGCUUAUGUAUCCCGAUGACGUUUACGCAAACUGUCAACACAGAUCAAAACAUAUCGCCUGGCGAAUCGAGUUGGGUCAACUUAGUGAGUUGAAUUUUGCAUUUACUUACGAUCAGUAGAUUGUUGGGUUAAAUUUUUAUACUUAAGAGACAACCAUGUUCACCUUGUGGUCAUUGGUAGAAGCUUCAUUACUUUUCCUGAACGCUGUAUGUGUUUUAAGCGAGGAGAGAUUCCUGUCCAAAUAUGGAUGGGGUAUGUCAGCGCAAGUGCAAGGAUUCGGAGAACCCACGUCAACCAAAGCACAGAUAUUGUUGCUCGUCCGGUCCAUACGAACCGUAGCCAAAAUUCCUUUAAUAUUCCUUAACAUAAUAGCAAUAAUGUUUAAAUUAAUUCUUGGCUGACGACCACGCGCCGUUCAACUUUGUGUAUUGCUGUAUGAAUAAAUAUAUCAUCUAACGCGGA
Messenger RNA from Anopheles funestus (African malaria mosquito), 698 nucleotides. Its product is annotated as immediate early response 3-interacting protein 1. Bases 392 to 637 code for a protein of 81 amino acids. Gene Ontology annotation, cellular component: endoplasmic reticulum membrane; COPII-coated ER to Golgi transport vesicle; Golgi membrane. The record is from RefSeq and is a predicted model, not a curated record. Gene Ontology annotation, biological process: endoplasmic reticulum to Golgi vesicle-mediated transport. Lineage: Eukaryota; Metazoa; Arthropoda; Insecta; Diptera; Culicidae. The transcript is spliced from 3 exons.